GACCGCGGCGACGGGCCUCCAGCAGCAGUUCCACGGCGACGGUGUAGUAGCACAGUCCGGCAGUCAGCAUUCGAUCACGGUCGGCGCGUGUGCUCCGUCGCGUCAGCUCGAUACGUCUCCGUGCUUCGUAACGUUCGUCCGCUAUCGCGUGCCCACCAGCAACCGCGAACAAUAAUUAUUUUAAACACGUCCACCCGGGGACUUGUUCGAACGUUUCGUCGCUUCGGUACCGCGGCGCCCCUGGCAGUCCGAUCUCCACCCGUAUUACCGAGUUGUUAUCGCGGACAGACGAUAUUAUUACGUUGUUGUGCACGUCGCGAAACGAUGGUUGCGUAGCGGCACGUCGUACAGCGCGGUUGCCGUGGUCGAUUACUCGCGAAAAGACACCCGUCCCGCAGUCGUCGGUCCCGCGUUGUCCGACGUGACGGCAGCUCCGCGCGUUUGAUGGUGGUGUGCUAAACGCGGCGACGCGCUCCUCAACGGUCAAAGGCCGCGUGCGCACGAUGGGGGCCGGCAAAAUGCGAAGGAAAGUCAAGGUGCUAUUGAUUUUCCUGACGUCGUGGAUGUUCGUGGUAGUAUACUUCAUACAGUCCAGUUCCAGGGAUACAAAGCCAGAAGAGAACAGAGCGUUACGGCUGAAAAGCGACCGAUACGCUUUAAUGUCCGUCGAAGAUCCGUCGACCAACAGGCACGUAGAUAGUUCAUCCAGUUCUCUGACCGAUGGCCAAGCAGAACUCUUUACGCCUUUUUCAACAUUAAGCAGUUAUUUGGACGAGGCCGCGUACGUGACUGCUGGUGGUCUUAAACGCGGCGACGAUGCGUAUUCACGUAACAAAUUCAAUCAAUUGGCAAGCGACAGUCUGCGUAGCAAUCGUCCAGUGCCCGAUACCAGGAACAGCAAAUGUUUAGACAAGAGAUAUCGUAUUGAUUUGCCUCAGACAAGUGUUAUUAUCACUUUCCAUAACGAAGCAAGAUCUACUCUUUUAAGAACUGUUGUCAGCGUUUUAAACAGAAGUCCUGAGAAUUUAAUUAAAGAGAUAAUUUUAGUCGACGAUUUUAGUGAUGACAAAACUGACGGAGAAGAAUUAUCAAAAAUACAAAAAGUGAAACUUAUAAGAAAUGAACAAAGAGAAGGAUUAAUGAGAUCUAGAGUCCGCGGUGCAGAUAUUGCAAAAGCACCUGUACUUACUUUUUUGGACAGUCAUGUUGAGUGUAAUGUAAAUUGGCUGGAACCACUUUUGGAUCGUGUGGCAGAGGACCCGACAAGAGUGGUGUGUCCAAUUAUUGACGUUAUAAAUAUGGACAGCUUUCAAUAUAUUGGAGCUUCGUCAGAACUAAGAGGUGGAUUUGAUUGGAAUUUAGUGUUUAAAUGGGAGUAUUUAACAAAAGAGGUUAGAAUGCAGCGUCAAAAAGAUCAAACAUUACCAAUAAGAACACCUAUGAUUGCCGGAGGUUUAUUUGUCAUGGAUAGAAAUUAUUUUAUAAAACUUGGAAAAUAUGAUAUGGAAAUGAAUAUCUGGGGUGGUGAAAAUUUAGAAAUAUCAUUUAGAGUAUGGCAAUGUGGUGGUAGUUUAGAAAUAAUUCCUUGUUCACGAGUUGGCCAUGUGUUUCGAAAAAGACACCCGUAUUCAUUUCCGGGAGGAAGUGGCAAUGUUUUCGCACACAAUACUCGUCGAGCAGCUGAAGUGUGGAUGGACCAAUAUAAGAGAUACUAUUAUAAUGCUGUACCAUUAUCUAGAACAGUUCCAUUUGGAAACAUUGCUGAUCGAUUGGCAUUGAAAAAAAAACUUGGUUGUAAACCAUUCAAAUGGUAUUUAGACAACGUUUAUCCAGAACUCAAAUUGCCGACAACUGUAGACUUGUUUGUGGGUAGUAUUAGACAGGGAGAUUGGUGUUUAGAUACAUUAGAAAACCAAAUAGGGAAAACUGCUGGUCUCUAUCGUUGUCACGAUUAUGGCGGAAAUCAAGAAUGGACAUUAACAGUGGCCGGGUCAAUUAAACAUGACACCAUGUGCUUAUCUCCAACAGAUUAUUCAUCUAUGAGUUUAAUUAUAAUGAAGCCUUGCGAUUCUUUAACUAACGAAUGGAAAUAUGAUGAAAACACUAAGCAAUUGAAACUUAAAAUGGUGAAUCUGUGUUUGGACACUCUUGGAGUACACGACAUGCUUAGCAUUAAUGUAUGUGAUAACCUUAAUUCAAAUCAAAAAUGGGAUUACUUGGUUGCAGCUGGAAUUGAAAAUAUGAUUUAAAUUCUAAACCCGUAAUCAAAUACAGGAGUAUAUUAGGUACCAAUAUUAAUUGAUUUUUGUAAUCAAAAAUGUUAAUAACAUUAAAAUAUAAGAAUCCCAAAAACAACCUUUUCUAUAAAUCCUUCAGUUGAAAAAUUAUAUUUAUUAAGUACAAUUAAGUUUUAUUAUUAAUAUUAUACUGUGAUAGAACAAAUUAUUUGCAUUGUUUUAUCCCAAAUGUAUAAAUAAUAUCCAUUAUUAAUCAGCUAAUGUUAUUAAGUCA
Sipha flava (yellow sugarcane aphid) is the source of this 2511-nucleotide messenger RNA. Its product is annotated as polypeptide N-acetylgalactosaminyltransferase 2-like. The record is from RefSeq and is a predicted model, not a curated record. Gene Ontology annotation, cellular component: Golgi apparatus. Lineage: Eukaryota; Metazoa; Arthropoda; Insecta; Hemiptera; Aphididae. The transcript has 12 exons. The coding region runs from base 504 to 2249 and encodes 581 amino acids.